Vitis riparia (riverbank grape) is the source of this 1389-nucleotide messenger RNA. RefSeq lists its product as uncharacterized. The coding region runs from base 1 to 1389 and encodes 462 amino acids. The transcript has 2 exons. NCBI's taxonomy places the organism in Eukaryota, Viridiplantae, Streptophyta, Magnoliopsida, Vitales, Vitaceae. The record is from RefSeq and is a predicted model, not a curated record.
AUGAAGAUGCACUACACCCUCAAGUUCAACCCUAGAGUCAUCCAAGAUUUAGAAGAUGAGGAUGACUUGGAUAAGGUGGUUUCCCACAGUGAUGACUUUUCAAAUGUAUACCUAAUAGACUUAUCUUGUGUGGAAGGCAUUGAAGCAAAUAUACCGAAUAGAGAAUUGGCAAUUGGAGGUCCACCUGUACCGUUUCCUUCCUCUAAUGCAUCAUGCGAUGCAAUUCCUAAUACUAUGAUGCUAUCAAGAGGUUUUGUGUCGCGUUGUGCAGAUAGUGAGUACACCCCUUUGGAAUCGAUUCAUUUUCGUGAGGCAAUAUUAGGAUCAGGACAUACAUUUAAAAAUGCAGAGGAGUUUCGCAACACAAUUUACCAGAUGUCAUUAGGUGGAAGGUUUGAAUACAAGUACAAGAAAAAUUCUCCUACGCAUAUGUCUGUAAAGUGUUCGGUUGAGGGUUGUCCUUGGAAGAUAACAGCUCACGCUGUCGAGGGAAAUGUCAUCUUGCGAGUUCAUACUUACCAAGUGAAUCAUAAUCAUAUAGCUCAGGAUGAGUGUUCAUCUAAGGUCAAGGUUUCUUCAAAGAGAGGCGCGGUUGUUGUUGAAGAUGUGUUUAGAACCACUCCAGACUAUCUUCCCCGUCAAAUUUGUAAGGAUUUUGAACGUGAUCAUGGAGUUCAAUUGACAUAUAACCAAGCAUGGCACCUUAAAGAGAAGGUAAAAGAGCGCAUAUAUGGAGCUCCACGUGAGUCCUACACGUUUGUCCCUUGGUUAUGCCAUAGGCUAAGGGAAAUCAACCCCAACACAAUUGCGGAGUACACUUCGGACGAAGGUCACUUCAUGCAAUUGUUCAUUGCCCAUGCAUUUUCAAUUCAAGUGUUCAUCAAGGGGUGUCGACCAGUAUUGGCUAUUGAUUCUUGCCAUCUAAGCGGACCAUACAAGGGAGCUCCUUUGUCGGCCAUUGCAUAUGAUGCAAAUGAUGGAAUGUUCCCUCUUGCCCUUGGUGUGGUCAGUUCAGAAAAUUAUGAGGAUUGGUAUUGGUUUUUGGAGAAAUUAAAGGGGGUCUUAGAUGGUAAAGAAGUUGUUAUUAUAUCUGAUAGACAUCAAGGAAUCUUGCGUAGUGUUUCCGAGUUGUUCGGGAUAGGAAAUCAUGCAUAUUGUUAUCGACAUGUUAAGGAAAACUUUUCUAGCUUCUUGAAUAAGCAAAACAUUAGAGGAAAGAAAGGGAAAGAAGAUGCUUUGUUACUUCUAGACAGCAUUGCAUACGCUAGGUUGGAGAUAGACUACAACGAGGCAUUUGAAAAACUUGUGCGCUUCAAUGACAACCUCGGUAAAUGGGUUACGGAUAACAAUCCGGAACAUUGGGCAAUGUCAAAGUUUCCAAAAAAAUGA